Messenger RNA from Acanthocheilonema viteae, 2721 nucleotides. Lineage: Eukaryota; Metazoa; Nematoda; Chromadorea; Rhabditida; Onchocercidae. The record is from the annotation of a GenBank genome assembly.
AUGUGGAACAUUGUGUCACAUUCUUCGAUUCUUAUUGUUACUGUUAUUGUCCUUAUUUUUAUACAAAUCGUUCAAGCAGUUGACAGAAAUAAUUUCAAGAAAUGUGAACAGUCUGGUUUUUGCAAGCGGCAUAGAACACAAAUAGAGAAAGCGAAUUAUAUAGUAAAUGCGGGAAGCGUUACAUAUAAUGGUUCAGCGGUGGUUGCGGAUUUAGAAAGUAGGAUUAAUAAAUUGAAAUUGAGUGUCAUAUCAUUGAAUGAUGAAACAAUAAGAGUAUUAAUUGAUGAAAAAGAACCAUCGAUACGAUCACGAUUCCAGCCUUUAGACGCCUUAAAGAAUGGAAGCAAUUUGAAAACUGCCGACUUUAAAUCGGUGAAAGUCAACAACAAUUCAACCGUUAUGAUCACAUCGAACAAUGCAAAAGUGUUACUGAAUUACGAACCGUUCCGAAUUGACUUAUUCAUGAAAGAUGAAUUAGUUAUGAGUGUUAAUCCCAACAGCGCAUUGAAAUUUGAGCAUUUUAGAAAAAAGGAAGAUGGAAAUGAAACAGAAGCAGCAGAAGGCUUCUGGGAAGAGAAUUUUAAAAAUCAUCACGAUUCUAAACCGUUCGGAUCAAGUUCUGUCGGCGUUGAUUUGUCUUUUAUUGGUUAUAAAUUCAUAUAUGGUUUACCCGAACAUGCGGACAGUUUUCCCCUGAGAUCUACAACAUCAAUGGAUCCUUAUCGAUUAUAUAAUUUAGAUGUUUUUGAAUUUGAAGUUAAUGAACCCAUGUCUCUUUAUGGUACGGUACCUUUUUUGUUAGCUCAUAACAAGGAGCAUUCAUUAGGCUUACUAUGGUUAAAUGCUGCCGAAACAUGGAGUAUUCUGCGUUCACUUGUCGAGAAAUUCAAAAACUCUGUAGAUUUGCCACAGAUUGAUGUUCAUUUCAUGUCGGAAUCUGGUCUCAUUGAUUUUUUCUUAAUGUUGGGUCCAAAACCUAAUGAUAUAUUCAGACAAAAUUCUGGACUGACUGGAGUUUAUCCAUUGCCACCGUUGUUUGCACUGGCUUACCACCAGUGCAGAUGGAAUUAUAAUGACGAGGGCGACGUUCUUGAAGUACAUGCGAAUUUUGAUAAGCACGAUAUACCAGUAGAUGCUAUUUGGCUUGAUAUUGAACAUACUGAUGCGAAACGAUACUUCACAUGGGAUCCCAAUAAAUUUUCAAAACCAAAAGAAAUGAUCGAUAGCUUAGUAGCAAAAGGACGCAAAAUGGUUACAAUCAUUGAUCCUCACAUUAAAAAGGAUGAUAAUUACCACAUAUACAAAGAAGCAAAAGAACUUGGUUACUUUAUAAAGGAAAAGAAUGGUGAAAACUACGAAGGACACUGUUGGCCAGGUGCAUCGACAUAUCUCGAUUUUCUGAAUCCUGCAGUUCGUAAUUUUUGGGCAAAUAAAUUUGCUUUCGAUCAGUAUGUUGGCUCAACGGAAGAUCUGUUCACGUGGAAUGAUAUGAAUGAGCCAUCAGUGUUCAGUGGUCCAGAAGUAACAGUGCACAAAGAUGCUAGACAUUUUGGCGAUUGGGAGCAUCGUGAUGUCCACAACAUCUAUGGUUUUUAUCACCAUUCAUCAACUUAUCUCGGUCAUAUGGCGCGUACAAAUGGUCGCAAACGACCAUUUAUUUUGACCCGAUCAUUUUUUGCUGGGAGCCAACGUACAACAGCUGUAUGGACAGGUGAUAAUACAGCAACCUGGGAACAGUUAAAAAUAACAGUACCAAUGCUACUCUCAUUAUCCAUUUCUGGCAUACCGCAUGUUGGCGCUGACGUUGGUGGUUUCUUCGGUAAUCCGGAUGAGCAACUUUUAAUACGUUGGUACCAGGUUGCUGCUUUCCAGCCAUUUUUUAGAUCUCAUUCCCAUAUUGACACGAAGCGCAGAGAGCCAUGGUUAUUCUCAGAUAACACAAAAUUAUCAAUUCGACAAGCAAUUCGAACUCGUUAUUCUUUCCUGCCUUACUGGUACACUUUGUUUUACGAACAUACUCUCACUGGAAAACCACCAAUGAGGCCAUUAUGGUCCGAAUUUCCGGAUGAUGAAGAUGCAUUUGAUGAGGAACGUGAAUGGUUAGUAGGUCCCGGCUUACUUGUACGUCCAGUAAUGGAUCCAGAUAUUCAAUCCGUCUCAUUAUAUCUGCCGGGUAAAAGAAACGUAAUAUGGUACGGAUGGCAUGAUCAUAAGGGUCGUGUAGCUCCUGGUGCAGUUUACGUGAAUACGCCAAUCGAUGUAAUACCGUUAUUCCAGCGAGGUGGUACUAUCAUUCCAACAUGGGAAAGAGUACGACGAGCUUCGUUACUGAUGUUUCAGGAUCCUAUUACAUUAUAUAUUGCACUCAACUUUAAUGAUGAUUAUGCAAAUGGAACAAUUUAUAUGGACGAUGGGGAGACAUUUGAUUACAAAAAUGGCCAAUACUUCUACUGGGGCUUCUUCUACACGAAAGAAGGCGAUCAGUUGCAUUCAAUUUCAUCGAAAAAUUUGGAUAAAAGAGGAAAAUUAGAAAGUGAUGCUAUUAUAGAAAAGAUUAUAAUACGAGGUGUUCGAUAUUAUCCGACGAAUGUUCAUAUAUAUUUAGAUGAUUGGAAUCCAGAAACUGCUGAUUACACGCAUGAUCGCGAUGCUCAAGUCCUCAUUAUUCGAAAACCGAAUGCUCUAUUAACACAGGAAUUCAGAAUUGAUAUUCACAUGUAA